Arabidopsis thaliana (thale cress) is the source of this 1842-nucleotide messenger RNA. RefSeq names its product nudix hydrolase homolog 10 (gene NUDT10). Gene Ontology annotation, molecular function: NADH pyrophosphatase activity; ADP-ribose diphosphatase activity; hydrolase activity. The record is from RefSeq and is marked reviewed. NCBI's taxonomy places the organism in Eukaryota, Viridiplantae, Streptophyta, Magnoliopsida, Brassicales, Brassicaceae. The transcript has 6 exons. The coding region runs from base 654 to 1367 and encodes 237 amino acids.
CGUGAUUGUUCUCCUUUUGAAAUCAUUUGCUUCGUUGAAACCACACUCUCCUUUUACUUUAUCUUCUCCUUUUCGUUGAAUACUUGAAAUCUUCCAAUCUUCCUCCAAAUUUUUUCAGAGUUUGAAGCAUGUCAGACCAAGAGGCUCCUCUGCGUAAUGGAGUAGAACACAAGAUUUUCGAAGUACUUCCGUUUGUGGAUGAUGAUUACGGUGGAGUCAUCGUGGAGAUGAAAACUCCUAUGGAUACUAAGAAUUUCGUUGCAGCGCUUAGAGAUUCAUUCGAGCAGUGGCGCUUACAGGUUUGUGUUGGUGCGAGAUCACAUGCAUCUCUGUCUUCUUGAGUGAGCGAGCGGUUGAUUCUGUAAAACCUUUUUGUUUGUUUUUUGUUGUCAGGGUAAAAAGGGAGUCUGGUUGAACUUGCCUCUCUCACACGUAAACCUCGUGGAACCCGCGGUUAAGGUCACAUAUCAGAUUAAAUUUGAUUCCUAAGUCUUGCAUAUUAACGUUACUUAAUUAUCAUCUUUUGUUAAUUAGAUGUCAUUGUCUUAUCUAUUGCUAAUAUUAGUAUUAAGAUGAAUCUCUUUUGUACCAUGGACAUAUUUUAGUUUUGUUUUUAAAAAGAAAAUCUUUUUGGGUUUGACAUAUUUAGGUUAAUGGGAUGUAUAGUUGAUAUACCAAGUUAUAGCUGCAUAUCCCCAUGUAUUAUUACAUUGAGGGAUGAACAAACUGGUCCCAUAAAUAAUUUGUGCAUGCAGGAAGGUUUCCGGUAUCACCAUGCUGAGCCAACUUACCUGAUGCUAGUUUAUUGGAUUCCGGAAGCCGAGAGUACUAUUCCUUUGAAUGCUUCCCAUCGUGUUCGUGUAGGUGCUGUUGUCUUGAACCAUAACAAAGAGAUUCUUGUGGUGCAGGAAAAAUACGGUUCAUUAUGCGGAUCAGGUAUCUGGAAGAUCCCAACAGGAGUUGUUGACGAGGGUGAGGAGAUUUUCGCCGCAGCCAUUAGAGAAGUAAAAGAAGAAACAGGCAUCGACACUGAGUUUUUGGAGAUUCUAGCUUUCUGCCAAACCCACGAGUCAUUUUUUGCAAAGUCAGAUUUAUUCUUCGUUUGUCUCUUGAGACCUACCUCCUUCGAUAUUCAAAAACAGGACUUAGAGAUCGAAGCAGCUCAAUGGAUGCGGUUCGAGGACUCUGCCUCUCAACCUAUCACACACAAGAACGAUCUCUUCAAAGAUAUUCACCACAUUUGCUCAAUGAAAAUGGAGAAGAGCUAUAGUGGUUUUUCAAAAAAACCUAUUACAACUUUCUUUGACGACAAGUUAGGUUAUCUCUACUUGAAUAAACAAGAAGAUAUGGAACAACCUAUUUCUUAAACUUCUUCCAAGAACAUCGUCAUUAAGAGAUCAUAUUCUGAUCUAAAACAAUCAAUCGAUCUGAAUGAAAAACAAAUGCAUGAGUUUCAGAUUUGUUAUCCUAAAAGAGAUGCUGAAUUCUUCUCCAGCAAGCAAAAAUACAAAUACAGUAAGAAGAGAGGGAGCUUGUGACGAGGAGGAAUUAAGAAGUGAAGAUCUUGUUUUUAUUUGAUGAUUUGAAAUCACUAGAAUCCACUAAUACAAUAAUUAAAUAAAUAAAUACAUACAUACCGAAGCACAAUUAUUUGAUUGCACUCAAAUGAAUCAUUGUCUUCAAGACUCCUUCAUCCAUUUUUCUUUAACGUUCCAUUCUAAACUCGACUCUUUGAAUGUUGAUGUAUUUGUUUUAAGUAAUUCAUUUUGAUUAUUCCAUCAUUAAUUACCACUUUUUCUAAUAACUUGGAAAUUGAUGUUGAUGUGCUUUGUCUUCCAGUUU